AUGGCGCCAUCUUCGGAAGAGGGCGUUCGCCUUGAAAACAUCACUGCCCAAAGAGACAAAAGUAAUACGGACAUCGACAUUGUUGCGAUUCACGGCUUAGACACAAAAUCUCCAAAUACCUGGACGUUCAAGUCCAAGGACGGCAAGCCAGAUGUCAACUGGUUGGCAGAUUCAGACAUGCUCCCGAGCCAGAUGGACAGAGCACGCAUCUUGACAUGCGACUGGCCGGCAAGCCUAUUUCAACCGUCCGCGCUGACCUCCAAGACCGUGGGAGACUAUACAAGGCCUCUUUUGGCGGGCAUUAAGCGAGAGCUCUUGGAAGACGAUCAUUUCGAAAGGGAACCGCGACCCAUCCUUUUCAUUGCGUCAUGCCUCGGCGGCGUCAUUCUAAGCGCCGCUCUCGUUAAAGCGGCCAGCGCCGAUAGCGACUACCAUCGCAUUUUCCGAGCCACUCGGGGUAUUGUUUUCUUGGCUACGCCAUUCCGAGCGACCUCAUUUAAAGAUGUCGCCGACUGGGCCGAGGUUGCGCUGCGGUUCCACGCCUCGUGUACAGAUCAGAAAUUGACCACGCUCAUGGUCCACGCGAAAGAAACCGAUCCCGUAAUAAUCGAAGAAUUCACCAGAUUAUAUAGGGGGAAAGAGAACCCAUUGGAGCUGGUCAGCUUCUGUGAAGGCAAAACAACGAGCCUAACAAAAAAGGUAGUUUCUUGGCUGUCGCUGCCGCGUCAGCUGUGCCAAGAAAAGCUGUUGGUGGACGAAGGCUCAGCGCACCUGGACAUAGUUACAAAUCGACUACGCCUGGAUAGAUGCCAUUCUCUGAUGAACAAGUUCUCCGGUCCUGAUUGUGCUGAUUACCGGACGGUUGCUGGCGAAAUAAAAGCCGCAGCUGCAAAUAUACUACGAGGAACACUACUGAACCAGGCUGAUGACUAUAUCCGGACCAACUGCUACCCGGAAGCCACGCAAAUUACUCGUCUUUCAGGUGCCCCGCUGCCAAUGGAUCAGUGCUACAUAAACCUCACCCUGGUAGAAGCUGACCGGGCCGGUGAAGUGGUGAAACACAAUUCAUUGGAUACGGCACCACACAAAAGGCACGAAAGGGAAAUGGUCAUGGAAGUCAGUUUGUCGACGUUGUUCAACGACCGAAACGGUAAACUGCCACGCAGGAUCAUGAUUCGAGGCAGCGCGGGAGUUGGAAAGACAACAUUGUGCAAGAAGAUAGUCUACGACUUCCAUUAUGGGACAUCCACAGAAUUGCACCGCCUGUGGACGAAACUCUUCGACCGUGUUCUCUGGAUACCUCUAAGAAACCUCAAAGAAGAAUUGGUACUCAGCUUCAACAAGUUGCUUUUUUAUGAGUUCUUUUCUAUCCCGCAGGAACGACAAGACCUUGCAAAUCAUGUAGCGGACUUGUUGCCUAUGAUCAGCAGCAGGACGCUUUUUCUUCUCGAUGGCCUGGAUGAAAUCUUGCCCGACCUUCAUGUUGGAGAGAAGAGGUUUAAAUUUCUUGAGGUACUACUGGGCCAGAACAAUGUGAUAAUCACAUCACGGCCGUCCGCCAACCUGCCUGACCUGCUUAGACCAUGUGACCUCGUGCUCGAAACGAUCGGAUUCUACCCUUUACAAGUGAAGGAAUAUAUUCAACAAACCUUUAGCCGUCUCAGCAGUUCAUCAGGCACUCUUGUGCGAAUCCCAAUUCUGCUGGAUGCUCUGUGCUAUACUUGGGAUGAACGACGAGACGCAGACCGAGCCGGCCCUCCAGCUACCAUGACUGAAAUAUAUUCAGCCCUGGAAAUAAAGUUGUGGAGGAAGGACGCAGUCAAAAUGGGCAAGAGGGCUAGAGGUACACCAGUCACAGCCUCUGAUGUUGCUACGGGCGUCACUGGCCUCAUAUCUGAUGAGAGACAAUUUCUUGAGCUCCUCGCAUUUUCUGGACUUGAUGCAAACAAGAUUGUAUUUUCUUCCGUUGAUUGGGAGCACAUCGCGUCUCGUUUAAAUUGUCGAGAAUUCUUGCCUAGUAGGCAGCUUCUUCAAAUAUCUUUCCUACGCACAACGAACCGAAACCGAGAAUCCGGACCCUGCCACUUCAUUCACCUGACGUUUCAAGAAUACUUUGCAGCCCGGUACUUUGUGAGGAAAUGGACGGCCCCGGACGCGCAGCUAGAGCUGCUUGGACGCGGCCGCGCCAACACGAUGUUGGUCAACCCCAAAGAAUACAUACGCAAACACAAAUACACGCGACGCUACCUCAUCUUCUGGCGUUUUGUUGCCGGACUGCUUGACCAAGAAUACCAGGCGUCAUUGGUCGGCUUCAUCCACACUAUCGAGCAAGAACCACUUGACCUCCUGGGUCAUGCACACCAUGAGCUGCUUAUGUAUUGCUUGAGCGAUAUUUCGGAUGCAUCAGAAAUGCGGCGACGCUUGGAAUAUAGGCUUACCCAGUGGCUUCUAUUUGAUGAUAGGCAGCGCGACCGCGUCGAAGAAGCUCUAGAUGCGUAUUCGAGCUUUUUCGAACGGUUUAGGCCGGGGAUAGACAGUCAAGCUGAGUUUCCCGAAAGAGUCCUGAAUUCUGCCAUACAACAAAGCGCGCCGGGAAGUAGUUUUCGAGACAACCACCCUGACUACAGCCUCGCCUUGAGUACCUUGCGUAGGCAGCCUCGUUUGCCAGACGCCGUCCUUACUACCGUGGUAAUGCAUCUCUCUGACGACGAAGACAGCGUACGCAAUGACGCAGCUCGGAUCCUGUGCUCUCAGGAAUAUUUGCCCUACGAAAUCUUUGAUGCGAUAGCGAAGCACCUGGACGGUCACUAUUUGGACGUGUGUAGUGCGCUCCAGGCUUUGAGCGACAGAAGGACUUUACCGGACCAAGUUGUAUCAAGAGUUGCCAUGUGUAUGACGCAUGAGAACGAAGAAAUCCGCGAAGACAGUAUUAAUACCUUGAAAUGCCUGGAUCCCGCACCUCUUGCGAUUCUGGCGGCGAUGGAGGCGCACCUGGACGAUACUGCCGUGGAAGUCUGCCAGGCGGCCUUCUUUGCUCUCUGUGCACGAUCAUGCCUACCUCAGGAAAUUGCUGAACGCGUCGCGGCAAGGUUUAACCAUGAGGACCCGCCCUUCGUAUCCAUGGGUCCCUAUUAUGACAGUGGGUGGGAAUGCCUGCCUCCCAACCUUCUUGCAGCGAUACUGGAGCGGCUUGAUUUUGGUGAAUGGAUAAUGUGGACUGGCACAUUCGAAAUGUUAGCCAGCCAGCCAGCAUUGCCCCCAGGGGUUCUAUAUGGUAUAGCCUUGGGGCUUCAUCACGAUGACGAUAAUGUUCGUGGCCAGGCCAUCAGCAUUCUAGAUAUGGCACCGAGUUUGCCAGAAGACUUACUUCUGAAAGUAGCAGCACGGCUCCACGACAAGGACGAUGAGGUGCGUUCCAUCGCUUUUCGCGCUCUAGUCCGGCGCUCAGACUUGUCAGAGCAUGUCAACAGAGAGUUGACGGCCGCGCUUAAUGAUGAAACGUACUGCGUACGCGCGGCCAUUGCUGAGAAACUACCCAAAGAGCUUCCCUUGCCUCGAGCAAUUGUGCAGGGAAUAGCCAGCCAUCUUGGUGAUAUUGAGCCCAUGCUGCGGCUGAAGGCUAUGACUGUACUAAGCCGGCAAAAAGAACUACCGCCUAAGAUUUUGGCAGCCAUAAAAGCAAAUCUCAGAGAUCAGGAGUAUUGGAUCCGACAAGCCGCCGUGGAAGCAGUAUUUCGCAUAACAUCACCAGUCUCACCUACCGACAGCGAAUUCUUCAGUCUCGUUCGGAAGAGCCUGCACGACGAGUCCAGCCAUGUGAGACACACUUCGUUCAUGUUAUUGUGCACGCUCCCGAAGGUCCCUGAGGACAUGCUUGAAGAGAUCGUCGCAACGUUUGUUGAGAAUGACCCACCUGUGGCACAAACCGCCCUUCGUUACCUAUGCAGCCAGCCUGUCUUGCCCGAGAGGGUGCUUUCGAUGCUCUCGGUUAAGAUCUGUUAUUUUUGCGAUGUCUAUGACGUGACGCCCCUGAGACAUCUGGCCUUGAUUACUCAUUUAAGCUUUUACAUCAACGACGGCGAAUUUUGCUUUAAUAUUGACGACGGCAUCAAGAGGUUUCCCAUUAGUGUAAAUCCCAAUGUCUUGCAAGAUGUUCGGCCCGAUUGGUCACCAGCUAUUAACGAGACACACUGCGAUGUCGCCAACAUCCAUCAGAUUGCGGAUCAGCAGUUUGUAGACCAGCUGGUAAAUAAGCUCACGCAGAGUGCAAGCGGAAUGUACGGGACCCUACUGCGGGCUGCCCGCGGAUAUGAUUCGAAUGUUGAUCGCAUCACAGUAUUAAACGAGCCGACUAUUGGUGAAAUGGAAGACAAGCUCGAGCAGCUUACCGACGCCUUGAUCGACGCUUUCGACGACACUCUGUCCCGCAUCCAGCGCCUGCCAGGGAGUCGAAGCCGGCUGGCCCUGUCGGCACUUAUGCAUCUCGCGCACGCCAAGCGGCUCUUCCAGGCCGCCGAGCUCAGCGACGUUCUGGCGCUCCGCCCGGGCAGUACCUCAGUCAACGCCAAGUAUCGACCCACGGCCAAGAUGAUCCUCGACUGCUGCCAGGGCCUCGCUAUGCUGGAUGAGCACACCGGCCAACUGCGCCUUGCGCACUACUCUAUACAGGAGUACCUCGUCGCCGCGUCCGACACGCUAUUUCCCCAGUGUGAGGUCCGGCUGGCGCUGGACUGCCUCAGCUAUCUGCUGCUCGAUGACUUCAAGUCGGGACCGCUGCAUACCCGCGCCGAGAUUGCCACGCGUGUUGCAGCGUACCCGUUCGUCUCCUACGCCUCCGCGUUCUGGGGUCGCUACGCGCAGCCGGUCGAGACCGACGCCGCAGUGUGGGACGCGCUGCUUCUCUUCUACAAGUCAGUACGUGCCACCGCCGCCGCGACGCAGGUUCUGUAUUACCAGAAGGGCUACCACGAGGGCUACUAUGGCGUGCGUGAGUCCGUCAGCACCUCACCCCUGCACCAUGCCGCCAUGAACUGUUUGACGCACUCCAUUCACACCCUUCUACCGCACUUUGACGUAGACGAGGCCACCGCCAUGGGCACCACACCCCUCAUCAAGGCGGCCAGCAGCGGGCACGUCGCCGUCGUGGCGCUGCUCCUCGCGCGUGGCGCGGACCCCCACCGCUGCAACUGGUACGGCGACGCGCUGCAGUGCGCGGCCGAGGCGGGCGAGUGCGCGACGGUCCGGCAGCUGGUGGACUGGGGCAUGAGCCCGGAGGGGGGGCAGGACGGUGAGAAUGGCGAACGUGGCCGAGCGCCGCUGAGCUGCGCGCUCGACAGGGACCGCGCGCACACGAUCGAGACGCUGGUGGACCUCGGUGCGGACCUACACCUAGAGUCGGACGAUGAGCGUGAGAAUGUAUUCUUGGAGGCAUGCAGUAGGAAUGGCGAGAAGACGGUGGAUGUGUUGAUAAGUCGUGGGUGGGUGGAUGUGCGCGCGGGUGGCCAUCAUAUGGUGCAGGCGCUGCGCGUGGCGACACUGCCGAUGCUGCGGCACUUGAUCGCAGCUGGGGCGGAUGUAAAUGCGGUGGACAAGGAUGGCCGUACAGCGCUGUGGUAUGCGAAGCAGGAGGAUGACGAGAAGGCGAUUCGCAUCCUAGAGGAGGCGGGGGCAACACUAGGCGGAGAUGAGCAAUCGAUGAAUGUGGAGGGUCGUAUUCCGGACUUGAAUGGUAGAGAUGAGUCUAAGAACGAUGCGUCGGCCGGAGAAGUAGAAAACCACGAGGUUGUGGCGGCAGGAGAAGCAGCAGGCCACCCGCCAUUGCCCAUCCAGAGCCAAGGCCAGAUUCAGGGCAACACAGAGGAGCCACAAACACCAGAACACGAUCCGGGACUUCAUGACGACAAGCACCCAUGUCCAUUCGGCAGCUGUGGCUGGGGUCCGGGGACCAAGACGCUCCGGGACCGCCACAUCACGGAGCGGCACGAAAAGGGUGGCGUUGAUGGCAAGUUCUUUUGCUCCGUCGACAGCUGCGAGUACUCACCGAGCGGCGGCAAGACAUUUCCGCGAAAAGACAGCUGGCACCAACACAUGGUUGAGACACAUAGAGCCGGGUAG
Cordyceps militaris CM01 is the source of this 6114-nucleotide messenger RNA. RefSeq names its product ankyrin repeat-containing domain. The record is from RefSeq and is a predicted model, not a curated record. The coding region runs from base 1 to 6114 and encodes 2037 amino acids. The transcript has 8 exons. Gene Ontology annotation, molecular function: protein binding; ATP hydrolysis activity. Lineage: Eukaryota; Fungi; Ascomycota; Sordariomycetes; Hypocreales; Cordycipitaceae.